AUGAGAACUGGAGCAAAACAUCACUCUUAUGUUAAAUUCAUCGACCUUGCUGCAAGGAGGAAGCUUCAAGAUUUGACCAUUGGUCCAAUUAUUAUUUUCACAAUGGAGGCUAUACUAGCUCGCAUGAACAAAUUGCUUGAGAUUCCUGAAUCAAAGAAUCAAGGAAGGAAUGGAAUUAUUCAUUCUCUUUCUGUUUGCAAAUAUUAUUCAAACCAGCGCCAACGACGCAACUGA
Molecule: messenger RNA, 234 nt
Organism: Lactuca virosa
Lineage: Eukaryota; Viridiplantae; Streptophyta; Magnoliopsida; Asterales; Asteraceae
Source: the annotation of a GenBank genome assembly